Molecule: messenger RNA, 2788 nt
Organism: Phascolarctos cinereus (koala)
Lineage: Eukaryota; Metazoa; Chordata; Mammalia; Diprotodontia; Phascolarctidae
Gene: EFCAB14
Product: EF-hand calcium binding domain 14
Source: RefSeq, a predicted model, not a curated record
GCGGCCCUGGGGGAGGGGCGUGGGGACCGGGCCGGGCCAUGGCCAUGGGACGGGAGCGGAGCCCGCGGCCGCCCGAGGCCGAGUCGGAGUCGGAGCCGAAGCCGGAGCCGGAGUCGGAGCCGGAGCCGGAGCCGAAGCCGCAGGCGCCGAGGGAGCGGAGCGGCUGAGCAGCCCGCGAAGCCCCCGCCCGCCCGCGCCGUCCCCCCGCGUCCCCCCGGCCGGGCCGCGCUGGAGCCCGGCGGCUGCUGCUCGGUCCCGGGCGGCCCCCUCACGCCGCCCAAGAAGAUGAAGAAGCGCAAGGAGCUGAACGCGCUCAUCGGCCUGGGCCCCGGCGACGGGCGCGGCCGCAGCCGCCGCAGCCGCCGGGCCUGGAGGGGCGCCGCGGGCCACCGGCUGCUGCGCACCGAGCCGCCCGCCUCGGGCUCAGCGUCCAGCUCGGAGGACGAGGACGACGACGACGACGAAGACGACGAGGAGGAGGACGAGCGCGGCGGCGGCGGAGGGGGAGGCGCCCGCGCGCGCUUCGCCAGGGGAGACUAUUUUCGCUGCUGCAAGGUCUGCUACCCCCUGUGCGCGUUCGUGAUCCUGGCGGCGUGCGUGGUGGCGUGCGUGGGCCUGGUGUGGAUGCAGGUGGCCCUCAAGGAGGACCUGGACGGCCUCAAGGAUCAGUUCAGAAUCCUGGAAUCUAAUCAGAAAAGCUCAUUCCAAGAGAUCCCCAAACUAAAUGAAGACCUCCUCCGAAAACAAAAGCAGCUGGAGAAGAUUGAAUCUGGAGACCUGGGCUUGAGCAAAGUCUGGAUAAACAUCACAGAAAUGACCAAACAGAUUGCUUUGUUGACUUCCACAGUGAACCGCCUCAAAGCCAACAUCAAAUCAGCUUCAGAUUUGAUUAGCCUGCCUGCCACUGUCGAGGGCCUUCAGAAGAGUGUGGCCUCCAUCGGGAGCACCUUAAACAGCGUCCGUCUUGCUGUGGAAGCCGUGCAGAAAACAGUUGACGAACACAAGAGGACCAUUGAGGCCCUCCAGAGGGACACGGACCCUAUUUGGAGGGGCGUCCUGGGGGCCUCUGCCACCACCUCCACGCCUGGCCCUCAGAUCCAGCACCCCGAGAAACAGAGCAGCAAGGCUGCUCCAUCACCCUCCAUGGUCCCAGGCCUGGGCAGGAAAAGCCCAAGAGAGAAUUUCCAGCAGGACAUGCUGCACCUUCAGAGCUCUUUAGAAGAGGUCAACAGGACCCUCUUGGGGUACCAGAGAAAGAAUGACCUUAAGCUUCUGGGGAUGGAUGGGACAGUCAGGAAUCUGACCCAGAGAGUCAACUCGAUAGGAAGCAGCCUGGUGGUUCUGAGCAAGUUAGGAAAGAGAGAGAACCUGUCCUUCACUACGGUGGCUGCUGGAGCUGCUUCUCUGAACAGAGACUCUCAUAGGACAGUUGGGGAGCAAGCCCCAAUCCUGAAGAAAGAAGACAAUGAAGACACUCAGGCCUCCAAGCUGAAGGAGAAGCUCCAGCUGAUCAAUGCUCUCACAGGCAAGCCAGAGCCCAAACAGCCACGUGAGGAGGCCUCUGAGGACGAGAAAAAACAGAGUUCUGCGUCAAAGCCGUCUACAUUUCCAAAAUAUUCCCCACGAUCUCUUGGAAACCAGAUGGAGACAGCUGCCCAUCUGAGACCUGUCUCCAUCCCAGAAAUUUCCAGCCUGACAGCAGAUCUCCAGGAUUUGUUCCAGAAGACAGACCAGGGGCCCGAGGGGAAGCUGUCCUACCAGGAUCUCCAGGACCUGCUUGGCUCUGGUGUCCCAUCUGCCCAGAGCAUGGCAGAGUUUGACAUGGACGGAGAUGGGAGAUAUUCCUUCUUGGAGCUGACAUUGGCUUUAGGCAUUGAGCAUAUGGGGCAGAAUUAGAAAUUGGAAACCCAGCCCAGGCCUCCAGCUGGCCAUCACCUGACGAGUCACCCCUCCCUCAGCCCAGCAUUCCCCACAUCUUUGAAGCUGCAUAGCACCCCUCAUUUGGAGAAUCUAUAUAAUGGUUAUUUUUUUAAAGAGGAGAACCUUUCCUUUUGGUCGGAUGCUCAGCAGUAACUCUGUGCUUUCAGGGCACCCACAGGAAUGUUGCUCUUCAGACUCCUGCUGAUUCAGGGAGCCCUCCUUCCCCUCUGGUCCCUUUUGAAGAGCAAGACCAUGUGUUUAAACUGAAAAAUGUGUACAUAGAGAGAGAAAAACCCCUAUUUUCUAUUUUACAUAAAUUUGCCUUAAAUUAGCUGCACUUUAUAGAAACCCAGAAAAAUCUUGUCUUUUCUGUCCAAGAGAGGCCUUUUCCAAGCAUUUGUUAGUAGUUGGCAUGGAACAGGGAAUUAUGUGCGCUGGAGGGAUGUGAGAAAACAGUUCAGAAUCAGCCAUGAAUGUCCAGACGCUUGCCCCAUGACGGAGGCAGGAGGGCUGCUGCUCACUGAGCAGUCAUCCCGCCCCCUUGCCCAGUCCUGACCAGAGUCAGAAAAGGGCCUGGGGGGCCCUUCCAACCUUGUUAGACACUCUUCAGGUUGUUGAGCUUAGCUAAAGUGUUUGCAGGAAAGGAUGGCGUGAAACCCUGGGAUCUACCCUUUGUGGCUUCUCCUCCUCUUCCUGAGAUAUUGCCUUCCCCUCCCAGCCCCGCCUGCCCCCUCCUCAGAGCCUCUCCUCCAGCUGAUGGGAGGCUCAUCCCCCACGUGUGGUCUUGGCCCAGUCACCUGGGCCACUCUGGGGGGACCAUGUCUUUGCUGCCAGCUGGUGUCAGGAGGGUUCUGCGGGCAACAAGGUC